AAUGUCGAGAAACUCACCCUUUUAGGCGAGGUUGCGCCUUGCUCCUGCCAUCUGCUGCUAAAGUCCGUUCAAUGUUUAGAUUGUCUGAUCAGCUGUCUUUCCUUUUCCCCUUUUCCGCCGUCGAAAAUGCCUUUCAAGAAGUUUGUGGAAAUUGGCCGCAUCGCCGUCCUUCAGGAUGGAGAGAGUGCCGGUAAAAUCGCCGCCAUCAUCGAUGUCAUCGACCAAAACCGAGUGUUGAUUGAUGGUCCUUGCUCGGGCGUGCCCCGGCAGGCUUACCGCAUCAAGAAUAUCCACUUGACCCCGUUGACCAUCAAGGUGCCCUUUUCCAGCCGUUCCAAGGUGGUGCGGGCCGCGUGGGACGCCGAGAAGAUCACCCAGAAAUGGGAGGAGUCCAGCUGGGCUAAGCGCAUGGCCAUGAAGACCCGGAGGAACACCCUCAACGACUUUGACCGAUUUAGGCUCCAGAAGGCCAAGACCGCCCGCAACAAGAUCCUCACCAAGGCGGCCAACAAGAACGCCAAGGUCCUGUCCAAGGCUGGCAAGCUCUAAUGUCGGGUUGGGGGGUCGCUAUUCCACCAACUAAUAAAGAAA
This is a messenger RNA of Tigriopus californicus, 591 nucleotides long. RefSeq names its product large ribosomal subunit protein eL14-like (gene RpL14). Bases 127 to 549 code for a protein of 140 amino acids. Gene Ontology annotation, molecular function: RNA binding; structural constituent of ribosome. Gene Ontology annotation, cellular component: cytosolic large ribosomal subunit; ribosome. The record is from RefSeq and is a predicted model, not a curated record. NCBI's taxonomy places the organism in Eukaryota, Metazoa, Arthropoda, Copepoda, Harpacticoida, Harpacticidae. The transcript is spliced from 3 exons. Gene Ontology annotation, biological process: ribosomal large subunit biogenesis; translation.